Messenger RNA from Cataglyphis hispanica, 3601 nucleotides. RefSeq names its product diuretic hormone receptor-like (gene Dh44-R1). Gene Ontology annotation, biological process: cell surface receptor signaling pathway; adenylate cyclase-modulating G protein-coupled receptor signaling pathway. The transcript is spliced from 12 exons. The record is from RefSeq and is a predicted model, not a curated record. Gene Ontology annotation, cellular component: plasma membrane. Gene Ontology annotation, molecular function: G protein-coupled peptide receptor activity; peptide hormone binding; diuretic hormone receptor activity. NCBI's taxonomy places the organism in Eukaryota, Metazoa, Arthropoda, Insecta, Hymenoptera, Formicidae. The coding region runs from base 432 to 1850 and encodes 472 amino acids.
AAAGGAUUAGUUUCGUGUGAUUAAAGUCAGAGUUAUGUUUCACCAAAAUUUCGUGUUCUUUUCUAUUAAAAAUUAUUAUUAAGCUUUUCUAAUGAGCACGAAACAAAAUAUAUUUUUUCUACACCCAGUUUAUUAUAUAUAUAACUUCCUCGCAGUCGGCAUCGCGUCGUGUCGCGAAUGGGGGGCAGGUGCCCUUUUUUGCCAGUUUUCAACGAUCUUCUCCAUGGUUCGAUCAAUGCUAUGCGGAUUUAUGAUUGCCGGAAUUGCCUGUGUGUGUUCUUCGCUCUCUGAUAAAUCGUCGCGGGUGUUAAAGUGGUGAAGAAAAUCAGCGAUCGCAGAGAUUUAUUCUUCUCCCCGAAUUGAGAAAGGGAUCCCCGGGGAAAGAAACAGCACGUCGGGAUUGGAUCCGGUGAUUGUGGCGGGCACCAGACAUGGCCUGGUUCCUUACAAACGACACAGAGCCGCUGGUCGACGAUAAUUACGUGUUGAACGUAAUCAACUACAUUAACGAACUAAACGGGUCGCUUAGCGGCCUCAAGUGUCUCGAACGCGAGUAUGAGGAUCAAAAUAGGAAGGAAGAGCGAUUGGAAUGCGAAGUGAACUGGGACACUAUAUUGUGCUGGCCCCGGACUCCUCCCGGCACCUUGGCCAUUAUCCCUUGCUUUGAAGAGCUCAACGGAAUACCCUAUGAUAACACUCAAAACGCCAGUCGGUGGUGUUGGCCCAAUGGGACAUGGGACAAUUACUCCAACUACUCUUUGUGCCGCGACGUGCGACUGCCGGCGAUCGAGCCUGGGGUAGAAAUAUCGACCACGCUAUAUUUUAUCGGCUACGGCUUAUCCUUAUUCACUUUAAUAGUGGCAGUCUGCAUUUUUAUCUAUUACAAGGAGUUGCGAUGUCUUAGAAAUAACAUACACACAAAUCUAAUGUUCACAUAUAUCAUGGCUGACUUGACGUGGAUUUUAACUACUGUGAUGCAGGUAUUUACGCAAUCAAACAUACCAACUUGCGUGACGCUCUUCUCGUUUUUUCACUACUUUCACUUGACGAACUUUUUCUGGAUGUUCGUUGAGGGUCUAUAUCUGUAUCUGUUGGUCGUGAAAACGUUCACUGGGGAGAAUAUCAAGUUGAGACUCUGCCUAAUCAUCGGCUGGGGUGUUCCAAUCCCUAUAAUAGCGAUGUGGGGAAUCGCCAAGUCGCUGAAUCAAAAAGUUAUGACCCAUGUUGUGAACCAGGUUAAUCAGGAAGUCGCGCUUUGGAGGCACUGUCCAUGGAUGAUACCACAUCCCUAUGACUGGUUUUAUCAAGCACCUGCUAUAACAGUCCUCGCAGUAAAUAUGGUGUUUCUUUUCAUGAUUAUGCGGGUGUUGAUAACGAAGCUAUGGUCCGCCAACAACGUGGAAACGCAGCAAUAUAGGAAAGCCAGUAAAGCUCUCUUGGUGUUAAUACCACUUCUAGGAGUGACGUAUGUGCUGGUCAUAGCGGGACCUACCGAAGGCCAGGUCGCAAAUAUAUUCUCCUAUGCACGUGCGGUGCUACUUUCUUCGCAGGGAUUCUUUGUUGCGUUGUUUUAUUGUUUUCUCAAUACGGAAGUGCAGAAUGCAGUCAGACAUCAUUUUUCUCGAUGGAGCACCGCGCGAAAUCUUGGCAAUCACCGAAGAUAUUAUAAUAACUGGUCGCCUCGUUCAAGAACAGAAAGCAUAAGGUUAUACUGUCAACCGUCAAACCCGUACCAAAAACGGGAAUCUACGGUAAGUGAAACCACAACUACGACAGUGAUAGGCCCGAAUUCCAACACGACGUUCCUCGAUAAAUCCAAGAAUGUUAUUUCGGAGGACCUCAACGAAUGAAACAGGAUUCGCGAGGAAUUUCAAUGUGAGUCGCGUCGCGUCGCAGCAGAUUUUAUCGUCGACAGACUGAAUUUUUCAUGAAUAGCGUGCAGUUAUGUGAAAAAUGUUGUAUUUGUAAAAAAAUUGAAAAUUGACCACAUUUUCUUUGAGAUUUUUAUAGGCUCUUUCCAAGAUGAAAAAUACAGUAAUAACUAUUGCAGAAAUAAUUAUUCACCAGCAAUGACAGUAAUUUAUUUGAAAGAAAUUUGCUCGAUAUCUUCAUUCCAUUAUCAAGAUUCCUAGUUUUUCAUCGCAAUUAUAAUCUUUGAUGAAAGCAAGAAAUUGUACGAAUAUUUGUCCUAUACAUCAAAAUAAAUCAGUAUUUUCUCAUAUAUUAUUAUAUUCAAUAAUAUAGAUUAAUAAAAUAUAUCGAAAAUAUUGUUUUCUAUUCGUAAAUUAAACAGUAAAUCUUUUCAAAUCAAUUUUCAUAGAGUUCAUAAAGUUCACUUUUUCAGUUAGAAAAUACAUGCAGAAUAUAUUUAAGUCAAAUUAUAUUUUUACUUAUUAAUAUUAAGAAACUAAAGAAGGGCAAAGUUUUUAACGUGACUGGUACAAGAACUAAUUUAUUUCGAUAUAUAGUACAAAAAAAAAGAUUUAUACAACUUCUGGUAUGAUAAUACAAUGCCGCUGCAGAAAGGAAAUUAUAGAUAUAAUCUCGGAGAGAAUCUCAAUUUAGACAGUAUGGUCCCAAACGUUUCGGCCAAAUUUUGAGAUUUAUAGGAAAUUUAAUUCUGAACAAAAAGUUUCCUAUAAAUAUGGAUUGAAAAAUGCUUCCUUAAAAAAUUAGCUCCCAAAAACUUUUGAAAUCACGUUUAUCUAAAUAUAUUUUUACAAAUAUCAAGAAAAAUAUGAAUUUUUUAAUAAAAAGUAGCGAAACAAUAUGUUAUAGAAAAUUAAGUUUGAAAAAUUAAUUUAAUUUAAUUCUUUACAAUUUUUAUUUCAGUAUUUUUUAUUAAAAAGCAUAUAUUUUCAAUGAUAUUUAUAAAAAUAACCAUGAUAAAAUUUCAGAAGUUUUUGGCUAACUUUUUAAGGAAACAUUUUUCGAUCUAUAUUUAUAGGAAACUUCUUUUAGAAUUAAAUUUUCUAUAAAAUCUCAAAGACUGAACGAAAUAUUUGGGUCCAUCCUGUAUAACUAUCUGAAAAAGUAGAUAAAUUAAAAAGAAUUGACAAAAAUUUGUUUAGAAUUAAAUUUUUUAAAUAGACAAUUUUUUAUCUAUUCUAUUGCAAUCAUAUCAUCAUUAUUAAAAUAAUUCAUCAUAUUAUCAUAGUUGUAAAUAAAGAUUAAAUGAAUUUUGCACACCAUUGAAUGCAAGCAAAUAGCAGCGAUAAAGAAUAAAAGUUUUUUGAUCAAAUUUUAACAUAACUUAAUCAAUUCAUUCGCGGCAGAAUUAUUUACGACAAAAUUUCUAUCCAUUUAUACUACAUGAUUCGUCGUUUCUAGUUUAAUCUCUCUUUCCAUAUAUUGUAUAUGUCAAAUGACAAAAAAAUAAUAAUUUCAUCUAUAUAUGUUAUGAAAAUACAGAUAUUGUCUGAUAAAUCGAUUAAAUUAAUUGAAAUUUGGUCAAAAUCAUCCUACUCAGAUAUUCUUUAUUGCUAUCUCUCAUUCAGCUUUCUUAAUUUUCAUGCAAGCCGUAUGGUCAAGUAUGCCGCAUUAUCAACACUCAUUCGAACUGCUAUUAUAAGUUAAUACGUGAGAGAUAUUUUUUAUAGAA